AAAAUACCCGACGGUUGAAACUUUCUUUGGAUCCAUUUUGGGUUCCUCUAAACCCAACCCAAACACUACAGAAUUCCAAAAAUAACUCAUGGCAAAACAGGGAGUGGUACCUUGGUUAAAGUCAUUAAUCCCUUCCACUCAAACCAAAGUGGACUCUAACCAAAGCAAGUUUCCCCCAUAAGUAAUCCAAUUCAUCCAUUCCACAAGAUGUAAACACGAUUUGACAAGGUGUAAAUAAGUCAUAAAUACCACUGAAAUGACGACGGGCUUCUCUCUAAGUCCCAAAAAUCGGAGUUCUUUCGACGUCAUCUCGCUACGGUCCAUCGCUAUCGUCUUUUGUGGGGUCCAUGUGUUUGUUACGUCAUGUAUAUCUCUACAUAUGCUGUUGCUUUUUGGGUUUGGGUUACACUGAACAUCCAGCAGCAACGCAACAUUUUUGGCAUGGCGGGGGCAGCAUGCAAAACAUGCAAAAAAAUGGGGUUUGUGACUGUAUUCUGUAUUAUUAUUAUUAUUAUUUUUAUAAAAUAAUAGCGUAUACUUACAAAAUGGAUAUGUAUUUACAUGAAAUACAAUGUAGUUAUUUAGAAAUGUAUUUUUUCCCAUUGCAGCUGAAAGCUUCCUGAUUUAACGUGUUUAUUUACACUUUGCUUUUUCAUUUCCAAGGAGGUGUUAACAUUGUAGUAUCUGUGUAUGUGUGUGUGUGAGAACACAAACUACUUUGCUAAUUUACAGAAUAACUUUUAAGGGAGGAGGAGUGGGGAAGAGGGGCAGCCAUUACAUUUUGGUUCGAAGCCAAGAUUUUUUUUUUCCCCGCCGGCCACUUUUGUUAACAUUUUUUUUUUGUCUUGGCAGACCGGGGCUGCCUGAGUGCUCAUGUUCCGAAUAAAAGCUUGAUUUAUUUUAUGACGUGGGAGGAAGAUGUUUGUCGGAACAAUUAGCCAAGAUAGCGUCGUUAGCUAGCUAGUAUCGUUAGCUAGUAUCGUUAGUUAGUAUCGUUAGCUAGCGGAAGAGAGUUUGACUUCCGCUGUGUCGCGUGCCAAACCAGGAAGAGAAAGAGCGGGCAGCAUAUGCUAGGCUGCGCGUGUCGGAGUGUGAAAAAGUGAAGGAAGUGAGAAAACGUGAGGAAGAAGUGGGCGAGAGAGAGAGAGAAAGAGAGAAAGAGAGAAAGACCGUCAGUGUGCUCGGCAACAAGCUGCCAUUAGGCGAGGAAAAGAAGGAGGAGGAGGAGGCGGGAGCGCCUGCCCGCAACGGGAGGGAGGGAGGGAGGAUAGGAAGAGUAGCAAGGAGGACGCCGAAACAUUCCUCCGUGACGGGACCUGAUUGGGAAUACGUUGAAGGAUUUGACUGACACUCCCGACAUGGAGGGAAAGCUACUUUUCCCGUUGACUCCAUUCCUCUUCAGUGGGAAUUGUUGGAUUCUUCUUCUCCCUGCACGAGUCAUGGCCCGCUGACCUUGACUUGCCGGGAUGCAAACACUCCAGCAGGCGCGGGUGAUUGACAGACCAUGACAGGAACUAGGUAAGCAGGGUUCCAUCGUCUUGAGAACAUGUUCUCCAGGAAUCGCUCCAAUGGUGGUCAACACGGAGCAAGCGUCCCCCCUAAAGGUGGCACCAAAGCUAAAGUCACCCCGCCCAAGAACAAGAAGAGGGCGCCGAACCCCAAAGUGGCGCUGGUCAUCCGUGGGAAAAUACAUCGUCUUCUGCAAGGAUCAGCGGAGCACCACGUUCCUGAUCCCGAAGAUUAUUACGCAGACCAGGUUGAGAGGGACAAGCAUGAGAUCCGCAAGGAUCACAGAAGGAUUUAUCCAAAAACCGGACCCAAGGAUGAAGUUCCCUCCUCUUCGAUGUUGCCCAAUGGAAAAGAAGACGGAGAACCACCAGGACCAUCGCGUGUCGGAGAAGUCGAGCUGAAUCGGGAAGGAUGUCUAAGAAUUCCCUGCACGUUGCAACGCAAAAGUAGCAAAUCCCCCGCCAAUCGGAAGCGUAUCUCCUUCGAGGGUUUAGUGCCGUUAUCGCCAGAGCUGACUCGAGCCGCCACGCGCUCCAGCUCAGCCGGACCGGAUAAGAACGGGGUUACGUUUGACAGACCAGGAGGAAGGGACUCUGCCGCACCGCGGGUCCGGCCCAAGAGACCUUACUCUGCCGGGGACACCCUGGACUACGACUUUAACGCACCUCUGCCGGGACCGCCGGCGGAGGAAGGGGAAGGACAUCUGGGAGAGGAGGAGUCCAGUGCCAUCAUCGAGCACAUCCUCAAAGAGCUGAGGGGCAUCAACAAAAUCCAGGAGGAAAUCUCAGAUCUCAGGGAUUAUCUGACCUCGGUUAAGGGCUCCGUUGAGGAAGUGUCCUCCUGCGUGGACGCCGUCCUGCUGGAGAUAGAAGGUAUCCGGUCUAGCAGCAAGGGUGGAUCAGGUGCGGGUACCUGGUCCGGGGAAGCUUGCCUAGAUGGCUCCUCGCCUCGCAGGAGGCCCGCUAGCGUCCAUGGCAGUUUAGGUAGUACGGCACCAAAGUCUUCUUCCGAUAAUUUUCCCGAGGCGUGCAAAGCGCGACGUGGCGUCCGCAGAGAAUUCCGACCUCCAAGAGCGGAAGACUACACCGUGUCCCCAGUCGCCGAGUCGGUCAAUCAUCAGGACCUGGAGGACCUGGAGGAUACUUCCGACAUCAGCUCAGACAUCCCAGAAGGCGCCCUGACCAGAAAGCUUAGCUUCAGAUCCCAGGAGAGGCGGGACUGCCCAGACUGUCUGAGCACCAGUUCCUUGUCCUCUCAAAGCUCCAAGUCGGAAUCGGAUUUAGACGGACCGGCAUCCUGUCGUGAAAGGACACAGGAAGUUGCUGCUAGUGCAGAGGACCGCUGGACUACCACCAAAGCACUACAUCGGACCGCUGGAGAGCGUCUGUGGGAUGGGGAACAUUCUUACCGGGCGGAUCAUAAAUCCGAGACUUGCUUCGAUGGAGCAGCUGCUUGGGAUCACUACGGAACGCCGGCACAGUGCUCGUCCAGGAGCUUGGAGCAUCGCUCCGUACGGCGGUACGACUCAUCCGGCAGGACAUCACGAAGGGAGGAGUGGCAGACGCGGCGGACUCGGUCCCAGUCAGGGAUUCCCACGACGGCAUACUCCGACUGUUCCUACCCCAAAACCUCGGGUUACCAUUCAUUCGACGGACACUACGGAACGUCAAAUGGAUUUGACUACGGCCGAUCAAACGACUGGGGUGUUGGUAGUUAUCAGGAGAGUCCCUUCGCCUAUCAAGACUCCGCGGCGGUCCCGUGGAGCGAGGCAUCGAGGUGUAGUAGUGAAAAAACCUUAACCCCUGGGACUGAAUCCAGAUACCGAAACCAAGUCCCUUAUCCUCCCGCUAGAUCGGAUAUCCAACCGAGUUUCAACGUUCGCCGCAUAAGCCGAGCCGUUUCGGAUUUCAGCUCUGCGUUGCGAGGAGCUUUGCGCAAACUGGAAGUACCGGACGACCACGAUCCUGAACAUGAAACGGACUUUGAAGUGUCGGCGUUCUGUGACAUUCCUACAUCCGACUUGCCCACAAAAUCUUUCAGCUGGGAUCUCGUUAGCCAAAACGUUCCUGUGGAGAAAUCCCACUUUUCCUUUGAAGAAACCUCCGCCUUGGAGUUUGCAGCCGUAAGCCAACACUAUCCCAGUUUGGAAAUGAUCCCUCCCGGUCCGGAGGAAAACCUCGUCUUCACCGGUCGGGAAUCACUUCCACCUGACGACAUGACAUCCCAACAUCACGCUGACGUUGUAGAGGUCUGGCCACCGCAUGAGAACACCAGGACGGAGCUGUCUCAGGGCACCACCACAGAGUCCCUGUCCGCCUCCGUCCUGGCUGAACCUGCUCCGGAGCAAGGGGGAUCCGCGGAGGUCAGCCAGAUGAACGAGUGCGACCUGAAGUGCUUGAGGAGCUUCCAGCAGAUUCUACGAGAGAAGCGGGAGAUGAGGCGCAACCUCGGCAGCGUGUCCGCCCCGUCUCAGGAGGACCCGGAAGCAGAUGGAAGCCAAGUUGGAGAUCAGGUUCCUCUGCCUCCCAACAUUCCCAACAUCACAUGACUCAUGAUUUAUUGGAUUAGGUCUAGCAUUGGUCCAUAUUGAUAAGGGUGCAUGUUAGCAUAGCAUAGCAUAGCAUUAAUGUCAAUAUGCCGGAUUUUGGCAUGUGCUGAAACUCAACCAACCCCGACCCCCCAACCGCCCCCAUCCGCCGCCCCCGCCCCCUGCCCCCGCCCCCCUCACACUGUUUACUUCUAUCCUGUGCAUCAAUUGUAAGAAAUCAUAUCUGCUUUGAAAUCUGUCACCUUUCACCCC
This is a messenger RNA of Doryrhamphus excisus (bluestripe pipefish), 4309 nucleotides long. Lineage: Eukaryota; Metazoa; Chordata; Actinopteri; Syngnathiformes; Syngnathidae. The record is from RefSeq and is a predicted model, not a curated record.